Molecule: messenger RNA, 1613 nt
Organism: Orussus abietinus
Lineage: Eukaryota; Metazoa; Arthropoda; Insecta; Hymenoptera; Orussidae
Product: solute carrier family 25 member 38
Exons: 8
Coding region: 591-1478 (295 amino acids)
Biological process (GO): glycine import into mitochondrion
Cellular component (GO): mitochondrion; mitochondrial inner membrane
Molecular function (GO): glycine transmembrane transporter activity
Source: RefSeq, a predicted model, not a curated record
CGUUCGUUCGGUGCGUUGAACAGUGACGUUGCGUUACGCACUUCCGAUCGUUUUUCUAUUGCUACAUUGUUGUUAGGUUUGCAACAUAUCUGUUGUGAAUUGCUGAAACGAUACACAAGGUUACGUCAGAACUUGAUAUUUUAUAGACAAUUCUUGUCCCUUUUCUCGAGGCUGAGUAGAGAAUUGCGAAAAUUGAUUUUAUCUUAUUUAUAACCAUUGUGAUACCGAGAGUGUGUAGAAGUUGAGGUAAACAGUAGUUCAUUAUAUGAUUACAGUAGAGUACGUUAUAUAAAUGCUAAGUAACAUUCAACUACUAUAUCCACUGAAUCUGAAAAUUAAAUAUCGAGUUUAGUUCUAGAUAUCAUCAUCGAUAAUACUUAAAAAGUUGGGGAGUCGUCAAAAGUGAUGUCAAAAUGGAAUCGAAUGGAAACAAUGCGAGAUAAUUGUCAAUGCUAGAAUAAAUCACGUUUUCAUAAGUCACGUUUUAAUCACGUUUUAAUUCUAUAUUCUCAGGCCUUUUAUAUCAUCAUGAUAUGAUAUGCAGGGUCAUCCCACAGACCUCGAAUGUCAAGAAACAAAGAUAAGGGGGGAUGGAUCGAAGCAUGCUAAAAUCAGACCGAAGCACAAUUAUCUUAAAAUACCCCGUCUUGAAGUCCUUCCUAGCUGGGUCAUUCUCCGGAACAUUUUCUACGAUACUAUUUCAACCCUUGGAUUUAGUAAAGACAAGACUUCAGAGUAGAGUAAAUGUACACAUCGGACCGACCAAGAAUGGAACUCUGUCGAUUAUUGCUCAAAUUGUGAGAAACGAAAGAGUCUUCGGACUAUGGAGGGGCAUGACACCGUCCAUAACCAGGGUUGUACCUGGCGUGGGACUUUAUUUUUCUUCGCUACACUGGCUGAAACAUACAUUAUACCUCGAAGAACCUCUUACGUCUCUCCAAGCUGUGUCACUAGGCCUUGCAGCACGAACAAUGUCAGGAGUCUUACUUAUUCCAAUUACGGUUGUGAAGACACGAUUCGAGAGUGGUGUCUACAAAUAUAACAGCGUAGGAGAAGCUCUUCACUUGAUUUAUAAGUACGAAGGUCUGCGAGGUCUUGCCAGUGGGCUCAUACCAACUUUACUUCGAGAUGCUCCAUUCAGUGGUCUUUAUCUCAUGUUCUACACGCGACUAAAGAGAACGGUAGCUACAGAUUUCCCUCGCUCGAAUGGAACGGCCACGACUCACUUCGGUUGUGGAAUUUUAGCAGGAAUUCUCGCUUCGGUUGUGACACACCCUGCAGAUGUUGUCAAAACAAAAAUGCAACUAUACCCCAGUGAGUUUAAAAGGGUAUCCACUGCUUUCGUCAUGGUAUACAAGAAAUAUGGACUCUUUGGUUACUUCAAAGGAAUUGUACCUCGAAUGCUCAGAAGAACGCUGAUGAGUGCCAUGGCUUGGACUGUCUACGAGGAGAUCACGAGAAAUAUGGGACUGAAGUGAUCGGCCCUGUUUCAACAGAGCUCAAUUUUGUACAGUAUUGGAAGCAACUAAUCGACGCCUCUUUAGACUGCCUCGAAAUGUAUUAUUAUGUUACUGUUAGAGAUCUAUUUAUUAAUUACAUUAUAUGAAAAUGUG